Molecule: messenger RNA, 900 nt
Organism: Carya illinoinensis
Lineage: Eukaryota; Viridiplantae; Streptophyta; Magnoliopsida; Fagales; Juglandaceae
Product: histidine-containing phosphotransfer protein 4-like
Exons: 6
Coding region: 81-533 (150 amino acids)
Biological process (GO): phosphorelay signal transduction system; cytokinin-activated signaling pathway; phosphorylation
Cellular component (GO): cytoplasm; nucleus
Molecular function (GO): protein histidine kinase binding; histidine phosphotransfer kinase activity
Source: RefSeq, a predicted model, not a curated record
CUGCCAUAUUGCUAUAUCAGUGUUGUAAAAUAUCAAAGCCAUCAAAGCUCUCACGUCUCGCCACCACUUUACACGAAGAAAUGGACAAGAACCACUUGCAACGCCAGCUUGAAAUGAAGAGGUCCCUCCUCGAUCAGGGAUACCUUGAUGAGCAAUUUAUUCAGCUUGAGGAGUUGGAAGAUGGUGACAACCCUAAUUUCGUAGAAGAAACGGUGACAACUUUCUAUGCUAAUUCUGCUAGACUUCUACAAAACAUAGAGCAAGCACUGGGCAGUCGGCCUAUUGAUUUCACUGCGCUGGACAAUUGCAUGCACCAAUUCAAGAGUAGUAGCACAAGCAUAGGAGCCACAAGAGUGAAGAAAGAAUGCACACUAUUCAUGGAAUACUGCGAGGCAGCUAAUGCAGAAGGAUGCAUUAGGACCUUCCGACAAGUCAAACAAGAGCAUGCAAGUUUGAAGACGAAGCUGGAAAAUUAUUUUAAGUUGGCACGACAAGGUGGAACAUCAGCAGGAGGCCACGCCGGUCGAUCAUAAUUAAAUGGUCAAUAUUGGCGAUAUCUCAUAUACGUACGGACUCAUUCUUCAUAUAUAUAUAUAUAUGAACAAAAGCUCAUAUUAUCGAGCAGAACGGAAUUUCGCAGAGUAAUUUCCAUGUAUUAGUUAGCAGUAUCAUUAAUUGUGUUUUAAAAAUCUAAAUCCUGUACUGAUUGUUAAAUAAAAUAAAAAACCAUGUACUGAUCAUAAGCUUGUAAUCAGCCUAGCUAGUCUAUGCGUGGAUUAUGUUUUCCUUCCAUUUAUAUUCCCAGUAGGAGAAUUUGGACGUUGGAAUGUCGAACUUCCAUUUAUUGAAGAAUCGACAUUAAUUCACCAUGCAGUACUUAAGUUGUUGACUUUGAAUUAA